UGUACCAAAUCCACUUAAAGAGUGUAAAAUUUAAAAUCCCAUUGUACAAAUUUUAAUUUUUUUUUUUUUAUAAAAAAAAUGAUUUUGGAUAUUCUACUCUUCUGUGUAAUUCCACUCUCUUUUAUUCUAUUCUCCGUCGCGAAAUUCCGCCGGAAACCUCUGCCGCCGGGGCCGCGGGGGUGGCCGGUGAUCGGAAACAUAGACAUGAUGGAUAAGCUCACCCACCGCGGACUGGCGGCGGCGGCGGCGCAGUACGGCGGAAUAUUCCACCUCCGGAUCGGAUUCCUCCACAUGGUGGCGAUUUCGAGUCCGGACGCCGCCCGGCAAGUUCUUCAGGUUCAGGACAACAUAUUUUCAAACCGGCCGGCUAAUAUUGCCAUUAAAUACCUGACGUACGACCGGGCCGACAUGGCGUUUGCGCAUUACGGACCGUUCUGGCGGCAGAUGCGGAAACUAUGCGUCGUGAAGCUCUUCAGCCGGCGGCGAGCCGAGUCGUGGGACUCGGUUCGAGACGAGGUGGACCGGAUGGUCCGAGUCGUCGCCACCAGCGCGGCCGGCGGCGCCGUCGAUGUCGGGGAGCUUGUUUUUGGGCUUACGAGGAAUAUUAUCUACCGCGCCGCCUUUGGAUCGUGCUCCGGCGAGGGACAGGACGAUUUUAUUAAGAUUCUCCAGGAAUUCUCGAAGCUUUUUGGAGCCUUUAAUGUCGCCGACUUUGUUCCGUGCCUAGGUUGGAUGGAUCCACAGGGAUUCAAUGCCCGUCUAGAGAAGGCGCGCGCUUCUCUGGACGGGUUUAUCGACACCAUCAUCGACGAUCAUAUGGCCAAGAAAAAUAUCGGCGGGGCGGAGAAAGAAUCGGACAUGGUGGAUGAAUUGCUGGCGUUCUAUAGCGAGGAAUCUAAGGUUUCAGAUUCUGAGGAUCUUCAGAAUUCCAUCAAACUUACGAGGAAUAACAUUAAGGCUAUCAUUAUGGACGUCAUGUUCGGCGGCACAGAGACGGUGGCGUCGGCGAUCGAGUGGGCGAUGGCGGAGCUGAUGAGAAGCCCGGAGGACCUGAAAAAGGUCCAGCAGGAGCUCGCCGACGUCGUAGGGCUCUGCCGGAAAGUUGAGGAGCCGGACUUCGAGAAGCUGACGUAUCUCCGGUGCUGCCUCAAGGAGGUGCUCCGCCUCCACCCGCCGAUUCCGCUCCUCCUCCACGAGACCGCCGAGGACGCCGUCGUCUCCGGCUACCGGAUUCCGGCGGGGUCGCGCGUGAUGAUCAACGCCUGGGCGAUCGGCCGGGACGCCGCCGCCUGGGACGACGCCGACAAAUUCCAGCCGGCGAGGUUCCUCCGCGACGGCGUGCCGGACUUCAAAGGGAGCAAUUUCGAGUUCAUACCGUUCGGGUCGGGUCGGAGGUCCUGCCCGGGAAUGCAAUUGGGUCUUUUCGCGCUGGAGGUGGCGGUGGCGCACCUCCUCCACUGCUUCACGUGGGAGCUGCCGGACGGGAUGAAGCCGGCGGAGAUGGACAUGGACGACGUCUUUGGGCUCACGGCGCCACGCGCCACCAGGCUCAGGGCGGUGCCGGCGCCCAGGCUGCUCUGCCCGCUUUACUGACGGCCGCCGGAGAAGAUGCUCCGGCGGGGAAUUGUUUGUUUGGGGACUUUUUUUUUAUUAUUAUUAUAUAUAUUAUACAUAUUUUGUGUGUUUUUUUUUUGGAUUUUUGGUGGAUUUUGGUAAUGAUGUGUAUAUUAGGGAGAAUAAAAAUUGAAAAGUGAUUAAUAUUAUGGAAAAAUUAAUAAGAAAAGGGAUUGGAAUUU
Andrographis paniculata is the source of this 1796-nucleotide messenger RNA. RefSeq names its product cytochrome P450 84A1. Gene Ontology annotation, biological process: lignin biosynthetic process. The coding region runs from base 79 to 1593 and encodes 504 amino acids. The record is from RefSeq and is a predicted model, not a curated record. Gene Ontology annotation, molecular function: oxidoreductase activity, acting on paired donors, with incorporation or reduction of molecular oxygen; iron ion binding; heme binding. Lineage: Eukaryota; Viridiplantae; Streptophyta; Magnoliopsida; Lamiales; Acanthaceae. The transcript has 3 exons.